CUCAACCUCAACCGCAGGAUGACCAUGCGCCAUGGCCUGUACGUCAUCGGGGCGCUUCCGACGCACGGCGGGCUCUGGACGUCCGAGGAGGUCGACCUCGUCAAGUUCCUCAUCGACAUCUUCACGCGCGGCUUGCUGCAGAACGUGCCCGAAGGCACCAAGCUCGGCGCGUGGCUUCCGUGCGUCAUGAACUGCACCAAGCGCCGCCUCUUGCGCAAGGCGAUCGCCGACCGCCAAACGCUCAGCCUGGUGUACGCUUUCAAGCCCACGGCGGACGUCAACUUUGCGGCCCUCACUGCGACGCUCGAGAAGCUCGUGGCCGACUUUUUAGCGACCGCACCGUUGCACCGCCAGCGCGGCGCCAAGAAGGUCCGUCGGUGCAUCAUGGCGGACGAGCACGCAUCGCCGUCCAUGAAGCUACGCGCGUGCUCGCCGCCCGCGACGAUGCAAGACACGUGGGUUGCACGAGAGAGUGUCUCUGCUUCGUACGACGCCAUGCCACCAGCGGUCGCCAAGAACGACCAUCAGCCCAAGGCCAGCCCAUUCGAGCUUCCGAGCUGGUGCAGCAUCGAUCUGGACCACUUUGCGUCGCUGGACGACGACGUGGCGGCUGAGAAAAGCCUCGUUCUCGAGCUCGACGCGUGGGCCGCCGAAGCCGUGCAGUGGAUCAACGUCGAUGCCAGCACGCUCCUGCUCGACACCAUUGCCUCCACCUAGUCAUCUCGUUCGUUUGUCUGUUAUAAUGUGCUGUGCAUGUCUUGCCCA
This is a messenger RNA of Saprolegnia diclina VS20, 765 nucleotides long. RefSeq lists its product as hypothetical. The record is from RefSeq and is a predicted model, not a curated record. Bases 19 to 717 code for a protein of 232 amino acids. The transcript has a single exon. NCBI's taxonomy places the organism in Eukaryota, Oomycota, Saprolegniomycetes, Saprolegniales, Saprolegniaceae.